This is a messenger RNA of Etheostoma spectabile (orangethroat darter), 3126 nucleotides long. RefSeq lists its product as uncharacterized. The record is from RefSeq and is a predicted model, not a curated record. NCBI's taxonomy places the organism in Eukaryota, Metazoa, Chordata, Actinopteri, Perciformes, Percidae.
ACAUCUCUUCUUUCAGGUAUCUUUCCACAGGCCCUGAAAACUGCAGUAAUCAAGCCACUUUUAAAAAACAACCUAGACAAGUCACUAAUGAGCAACUAUAGGCCAAUAUCAAACCUUCCGUUUUUAAGUAAAAUCAUUGAAAAAGUAGUCUUUCAACAACUCAACCAUUUCUUGUCACUAAGCAACAGUUUUGAUACCUUUCAGUCGGGUUUCCGACCACACCACAGCACUGAAACGGCUCUUGUCAAAGUCUUUAAUGACAUCCACCUUAACACAGAUAUGGCAAAAUUUCAUCUUAGUAUUACUGAUCUCAGUGCUGCAUUUGACACGGUCGACCAUGACAUAUUACUAGACCGAUUGGAAAACUGGGUAGGACUUUCUGGCUUAGUACUAAACUGGUUUGAAUCCUACCUAAAGAAUAGGGAUUACUUUGUGUCAACAGGUAAUUAUGCAUCUGAGCGUACAAAUAUGACGUGCGGAGUUCCGCAAGGCUCCAUUCUGGGGCCUCUUCUGUUUAACAUCUACAUGCUUCCAUUGGCUCAGAUUAUGGAGAAAAAAAUAAGUUACCAUAGUUAUGCGGAUGACACACAAAUCUACAUAACCUUAUCGCCAGGGACUAUAGUCCAAUACAAAAAACUGACUAACUGCAUCAAACAAAUUAACGACUGGAUGUGCCAGAACUUUCUGAAAUUAAAUGAAGGAAAAACUGAGGUAGUUGUUUUUGGAAAAAAAGAGGAACGAUUAAAAGUCUGCGCUCAGCUUCAAAACAAUGUUAAAAACAACAGACAAGCCAGAAAUCUUGGUGUAGUCAUGGACUCAGACCUGAACUUUAACAGCCACAUUAAGACAAUUACAAAGUCAGCCUACUAUCACCUAAAGAACAUAUCAAGGGUUAAAGGACUUAUGUGUCAACAGGACUUGGAAAAACUGGUCCAUGCUUUCAUCUUCAGUAGACUUGACUACUGUAACGGGGUCUUUACAGGUCUCCCUAAAAAAUCAAUCAGACAGCUGCAGCUGAUUCAGAACGCUGCUGCUCGAGUCCUCACUAAGACCAAGAGACUGGAUCACAUCACUCCAGUUCUGAAGUCUUUACACUGGCUUCCUGUGUCUCAAAGAAUUGAUUUCAAAGUACUCUUGCUAGUUUAUAAAUCCCUUAACGGUUUAGGUCCAAAAUACAUUUCUGAUCUGCUACUACACUAUGACCCCCCCAGACCUCUCAGGGCAUCUGGGACAGGUCUACUUUCUGUCCCCAGAGUCAGAACUAAACAGGGUGAAGCAGCUUUCAGUUUCUAUGCUCCUCAUAUCUGGAACAAACUCCCAGAAACCUGCAGAUCCGCUGCUACUCUCAGUUCUUUUAAAUCAAGGCUGAAGACCUUUCUUUUUGAUGCUGACAUUGUGGGUCAUCUGAAGCCCUCGGGUUCUCCAGCUGAUACUAUCCCAUCUAAAUUUUUUAAGGAGAUUUUUACCACUGUUGGGCCACCUUGUCUCACAGUUAUUAACAGCAGCCUGUCUUCUGGAGUAGUUCCUGCGGAUCUUAAACAUGCAGUUGUGCUGCCUUUAUUAAAGAAACCUGGGCUGGAUCCUACUAUUUUGUCUAAUUUUAGGCCUAUCUCCAGAUUGCCUUUCGUCUCUAAAAUAUUAGAGAAGAUUGUAUAUUUCCAGCUCAUGGACUUUUUAAAUGAACAAACAAUUCUCGAAAAGUUCCAAUCCGGUUUUAAACCAUUGCACAGCACAGAAUCAGCACUUUUAAGAGUUUUUAAUGAUAUUUUUUUAGCUACUGACUCUGGUCACUGUGUUGUUCUUGUACUUUUAGAUAUGACUGCUGCAUUUGAUACAGUGGACCAUGAAAUCCUGAUUGCUCGUUUGGAGCAGUGGGUGGGCGUCAGUGGCACAGCACUGGAGUGGUUCAGGUCCUACCUGUCACAUCGGACUUUCUGUGUCGGCUUUGAUGACUCGGUGUCCUCCACUGCUCCUCUCUCAUGUGGGGUUCCACAGGGCUCGGUACUUGGCCCUCUUUUAUUUUCUCUCUAUCUACUCCCACUUGGCUCUAUUCUCAGGAAACAUGGCAUUUCUUUUCAUUGUUUUGCGGACGACAGCCAGAUUUAUGUCCCCCUCAAAAAAUCUGAUUCUAACUCUGUGAACCCACUGCUACAGUGUCUACAGGACAUUAAGGCUUGGAUGUCCUUAAACUUUCUAAAUUUUAAUGAAAAAAAGACCGAAGUCAUGGUCUUUGGUGGCACUUCUCUGACCUCCUCCCAAGUUGAUUUGGGUUCUUUGGCGCAGUAUCGCAAGCCGAUUAAACAAAACUUUGAGACAGUAAUCCAUGCCUUUCUGACCACUCGGCUGGAUUACUGUAAUGCACUUUAUAUGGGGGCUAGCGGGUCCUCCAUUGCUCGUCUUCAGCUUGUACAAAAUGCUGCUGCACGUCUUUUAACAGGCACUAGCAAGUAUGAGCACAUUUCACCUAUUUUAGCUUCACUCCACUGGCUGCCCGUCAAUUUUAGGAUUCAUUUUAAAAUUCUUUUAUAUGCUUUUAAAGCCUUGAAUGGCCUUGCCCCCCCUUACCUCUCUGAGCUGCUGCACCCCUACAACCCUAGCCGAUCUCUCAGGUCAGCUGACCAGCUGCUCCUGACGGUGCCUAAAGCUAGGCUUAAGCUCAGGGGGGACCGUGCAUUUGCCGUCGCAGCUCCAAAACUUUGGAAUGGGCUGCCUCUGCACAUUAGACAGGCCUCCUCUCUGUCUCAUUUUAAAACUCUUCUUAAAACCCACCUCUUUUCUUUGGCUUUUACAGUAAAAAUCAAAUCCAGACCAAACAACAGAAUUAACGGCAGAACUAGAACAUUGACAGAGUUCCAUUAUGACCGUAGACAUAUAAAGAGCAGACGCCGCAUCGACCGCUACUGCCUACUGGCGCUGACGAGCCGUGGGGCGGCCAUCUUGGAUCGGUCACCAGCUCCACUCAGUGGAACGUGUUUGGCAGGGAAAGGUGGGCCCCGAGACAAAAACCUCACGGAGUCAGUCAGACGCCACUGGAGCUCAGAGUUCAACGGGUUCAAUGGAUCCAUUAAAGAGGAGGACAAGAGCAGGGGACAGGCCUGGCAGGACGAGGUCAACUGUGGACGAUGA